Messenger RNA from Paecilomyces variotii, 894 nucleotides. RefSeq names its product DUF1674 domain protein. The coding region runs from base 94 to 561 and encodes 155 amino acids. Gene Ontology annotation, biological process: mitochondrial respiratory chain complex II assembly. The transcript has a single exon. Gene Ontology annotation, cellular component: mitochondrion. NCBI's taxonomy places the organism in Eukaryota, Fungi, Ascomycota, Eurotiomycetes, Eurotiales, Thermoascaceae. The record is from RefSeq and is a predicted model, not a curated record.
AACUCCUACAACGCCCGGCUCUGAAUCAUCCAUCAACAACUCCCCUGCCCACUCAUACUUCUUUCUCGAGUGCUACCCUCCAGACUCAACAAGAUGGCAUCUUUCCUAUCACUACCUCGAGCCAUGGCUCCUUUCCGACAGAUCCCCCGUGCAUCAUCUCAGCCUCUGCGCGCUCUCUCAACAUCCUCUCCCCUCCGCGCAGAUGGCAAACUGAACCCCUUCGCGCGACCUGCUGCACCGCCCAGACUCCCGAAGGAGGAACAAGAGAUCUUCGAAGAGCUCCAAAGACAAUCAACCGGCGCAUUCAGCACGCCUCGAACGCCACCAAAGGUCAACCAGUCUCCCAACUCUGCCGCAGCAUCCGACGCUGCACCCGCAGCACGGAUCGACGCAUCUGGAGAUGGCGAAGAGCUACAUCCGAACUUGCGGAUGGGUGCCCAACCCGAAUUCGAGGGAGAGAAGAACCCCAAGACAGGAGAGAUUGGCGGGCCUAAGACUGAGCCGUUGCGGUGGGGUGGCGAUGGCGACUGGAGUUAUAACGGACGGGUUACGGAUUUCUAGAGAUCGCGCUAUCCCAGACGGACUAUAGAUAAUGUGAUAUGAUAGGGGGUCAUCUGACUGAUUCGUGGUGGAAUAUUAUAUUGCGUGUGAAGGUGGUCUCCGUGUCUGCGACUCUCUCUACGCAGCGGAAAUGGCUCCUAUAACCACCGACCAUUGCUGCAGUGAUAUGGAACGAACUUCAAGAUGGAGAGGGACGAUCUUCUACACAAGGUGAUAAUGGACAAUGGCCGUACAUAUUCACCACUCAACGGUUCGGAACAGAAGGGGCCCAUCUCGAACCUAUAGAAUGUACACUAUUCAAUCAACGUUUAUAAUUGCAACGUCGUAUUGCUU